This is a messenger RNA of Misgurnus anguillicaudatus (oriental weatherfish), 1999 nucleotides long. The record is from RefSeq and is a predicted model, not a curated record. NCBI's taxonomy places the organism in Eukaryota, Metazoa, Chordata, Actinopteri, Cypriniformes, Cobitidae.
AUGCAAUCCAAGGACCAUCUUCCUCACGACUGUGACACGGAUAUUCAGAUGGACAUUGGACAUGGAUCAACCGCAGUGAGCGUCGACGGCAGAGCUGAAGAAAGUUUGACUGUUUCUCAUGGUCUUGAAGAUGCUGGUUGUCAGGACCCAACUGAGACUUUGAGCAGCGUCAGUCAACAAACCAGAGAUGACUGCAUCCAUGACAGAGAUUUUGAAAAUGUUGAUGCUCAUGAUAGAGAGGAAAAGACUCAGACUCAGUAUGGCUCUCAUCAAACCUGUACUGUUGAAAGUGAUGACAUGCGCACUAACCUGCAUAGAGACGAUGCUAACGUUUAUGCUAGCGACAGUCAUGUAUUUGCAGAUAGCAAACUUCAGCAUUUUAUCCAUGAUAGCAUAGCUGAAGAAAAUCUGGAUGUUUCUGUAAAUAAGCCUCACAGUCCUACAGAUAUCCAGUCUGAAAAUGAUAGUCAUGCUAAUAUCAGUGAUAGCAUUGAUGGGAAGAAUGCUAACGCUAAUUCUCAUGAAGAUCACAUUCCUGCAGAUCUGCACACUGAAGGUGCUAGUCAUGCUAACAUAUGUCAUAGCGUAGAUGUAGACAAUGCUAAUGUAUUUGCUAGCGAUGGUUCUGUUGCUACAAAUAUCCACGUUGAAGGUGCAAGGCAGGUUAACAUAUGUAAUAGCGUGGCGGUAGACAAUGCUAAUGUGGAUGCUAGCGAUGGUUCUGUUGCUACAGAUAUACACAUUGAAGGUCUGAGUCAAGCUAACCUUUCUGAUAACAUCAAUGUAGACAAUGCUAAUGUUCAUGUUAGUGAGGGUGAUGUUUCACUAUGUGAUAGCGUACAUGUUGGCAAUGCUAAUGUGUGUGCUAGCGAUGGUUAUGUUGCUACAGAAAUCCAUGUUGAAGGUGCGAGUCAGGCUAAGAUAUGCGAUAACGUAGAUGUAGACAAUGCUAAUGUGGGUGCUAGCGAUAGUAACAUUGCUACAGAUAUUCAUGUUAAAGGUGCUGGUCAAACUAACCUUUCUGAUAACAUGGAUGUAGACAAUGCUAAUCUGUGUGCUAGCGAUGGAUACAGUGCUACAGAUAUACACGUUGAAGGUUCGAGUCAGCAUAACAUAAGUGAUAGCGUAGAUGUAGACGAUGCUAAUGUGGGUGCUAGCGAUGUUUACGUUGCUACAGAUAUCCAUGUUGAAGGUUCGAGUCAGGUUAACAUAUGUGAUAACGUAGAUGUAGACAAUGCUAAUGUGGGUGCUAGCGAUAGUGACAUUGCUACAGAAAUUAAUGUUAAAGGUCCUGGUCAAACUAACCUUUCUGAUAACAUCGAUGUAGACAAUGCUAAUCUGUGUGCUAGCGAUGGAUACAGUGCUACAGAUAUACACGUUGAAGGUUCGAGUCAGGUUAACAUAUGUGAUAAUGUAGAUGUAGACAAUGCUAAUGUUUAUGUUAGUGAGAGUCACAUACUUGUAGAUAUUCAGAGUAAAGGUUCUGCUCCGGUUACUGUCUGUAAUAGCGGGAGUGAUAUUAGCGGUCAAGUUAGUUAUCAGUCUGUCUGUGAGAGUAAACCAAGAGUUUGAUAAUCAACAGAUAUAACUUCAGAAAUAGCAUAUAACAUCAGAUAAUGACAAUAACAGUAACUGUUACCAAAGCGAUGUUUGGGUGACCUGAUAAGAGAUUAGUGACAUUACACUGUGUUCAUGGUUACAGAUAAACUAAGAGAUGUUUCUGCAGCAGCUUCUCACUUCUGUUGUUUAACUGGACAAAUGAUGCAAAAUACUUUUCUUUUGUUAAAUAUUACAUCAUUUCUGUAACAGAGUCAAAUUCAGUUUCUAAUUUUGGUGGUUUUGGGAAAGUUAGCAUGUGAGGAUUAAAGCAAGCAUAACCGAAGUGAUUUAUUGGACAAAAAGGCUCACAUUAUAUAAAGCGUUUGUUGUGUAGUUGGUUUGUGUCUUUAAUAAACCUCCAUUCCUGCAGGUCUCUGUAUUUGAGUUUGGUCAGAUCUGA